UCUCCAUGCACGAUCGAUAGCUUCUCCUUUGUUCAAGCGUUCAAGCAAGCAUCCGAACAAGGCGCUCUGCAGAUCUACAGAAGAGGUCUCGGCCACUGGCAAAACACUCCACAACAUACCAGCAACAAUGCGAGAUGCCACUCCCCUUAUCAAACGUAGUUCGGCCGAGCAAGAGUCAACCUUCCUGGCAUCUCACUUUUUCCCUCGCAACCGAUCCAAACAGUGGAACCAAGAGGAACCAAGAGGUGAGAUCCAGAGAUCCACGCAGAACUGCCAUCAGCUCACAAAUCCAACAGAAUCACAUUCCAGACACAACACAACAACAACAAGAUGACCUACAAGUCUACUGCAUCCAACGCUACCAGAGCUGCAUCUCCCACAAGGCAGGUGUGGUUUAGCCGAACCGACGUGAUCAUUACUUGCAGUUACCCUGACGAUCGUGACACCAGUACCCCCACCACCACUGUCACCUAUGCCCAACAGAAGCAUGAAGAAAGUGGAGUUUCCAGAAAGCAAGAUCCCAUGGCGGCUGCCAUGCGUCGUGCUCGCAGGAGCAGAAAUGGUUCCAUCCUGCGAGAAGCUGUAUCGUACGUCCGAGAAAUCGUCGCCGUGCAACACAAGAUCCGAAGAAAGUACCGUCCAGAAGAAGCCACUGUUGUUUUGGGUCGGUAUGCCACUCUCAAAACCAAACUGAAUCGCAUCGAAGCAUGGGAAAAGGCUCGAGGUACUACUCAUGAUGCCAUGAAAAUUCAUCAGGAGGCUUCAGUGGAGUCACGCAAUGCAAAAAGGCGCCGAUGCUGUGACACCAACGAGAAAAGAUCGCUCGUCAAGUUGCUAUUCCGAGGGUUUCCUACUGGUGCCCAAAAAAGCAAGGCAUCCUUCUUUGCAGCAGCACCGCCAGCCCGACAAAUAUCGGCUUAUUAGAAAAAACAUGGAGUUGAAAAGCGGUGCGUGGCACUCCCGAAGGCGCAGUCAGUUGUACCAGAUACAACUACUGGUAACUGUGCAAAAUCAAAAGAAUACCGGGAGUGUUACUGUACCAAAGUUUUUUCCAACCCUUUUUCAUAUUGUAAUAAUAAUGUAACAACCAGAGGCAAACAUAUUGUCAAGUUAUACUUGUGUUUGAUACCGACGCAUUGAAAGGUAUGGGUAAUGA
This is a messenger RNA of Seminavis robusta, 1156 nucleotides long. Lineage: Eukaryota; Bacillariophyta; Bacillariophyceae; Naviculales; Naviculaceae. The record is from the annotation of a GenBank genome assembly.